This is a messenger RNA of Drosophila obscura, 1008 nucleotides long. RefSeq names its product paramyosin-like. The transcript is spliced from 4 exons. The record is from RefSeq and is a predicted model, not a curated record. The coding region runs from base 1 to 1008 and encodes 335 amino acids. Lineage: Eukaryota; Metazoa; Arthropoda; Insecta; Diptera; Drosophilidae.
AUGCCGUCAGCCGAACAGGUGUGUAGCAAGCUCGGGCCACUAUACCAAAGCAGAUCAGCGUCUGCGGCAUACACAGAGCCACCAGCGGAUUGUAAGAGAGAGGUGCUGCGGGAGAAAGAGGCGCGAGAGAACGCCCUGCUAGAGGAGGCCAAGUGUGAGUUCGAGGAGGCGGAGAACGACACGCGGUUGCAUUUGCAGCGCAACGAGGUGGAACUGGAGAUCACACGGCAGCGGAACGAGGAGCUAGAGUUCAGCAAGGACGCAUUGGGGGCCAAGUACAAGGACUUCCGCGCCGAUUGCCUGAUACUGAGAGCGGAUUUGGGUGCAGCGGAGACGCAAUUGGAGCAUCUGCACGAGGAGCGUCAGCGAACGAAGCGACAAUUGGAGGUACUGCGUCGAUCUCUGCAGUUCCAAAUACUCGCAGCCAAGAAUCCUGAGGACAUGGGGCAGCCAGAGAUGGAGCAUAAACAGCAACUCUUUUCGAGGCGACGCAAGCGGAAGAGUGCUCAAACGGUUCAUCUGGAGCCGCAUCUUUCACGGCCGAGUGCGCCGCCGUGCGCUGCAGCGGAGUCUGUCGAGCAACAGCUUCUACUCGAUCAUGCGAGUUUGGAGGCAGCGCCAACUGCCACGGCCGACUACGUGUCCAUUGUCCAAACGGAGUCAAUAUCCACUUGCGUCCAGGCGGUGCAGACCGAGCUCGAGACCUCAGAUGUGACCGUGUGGAUGUGGAGCAGCGUCUGCUGCUGCUGCCGGAGCGGUGGGCGCAACGAGGUGGAACUGGAGAUCCCACGGCAGCGGAACGAGGAGCUAGAGUUCAGCAAGGACGCAUUGGGGGCCAAGUACAAGGACUGCCGCGCCGAGUGCCUGAUACUGAGAGAGGAUUUGGGUGCGGCGGAGACGCAAUUGGAGCAUCUGCACGAGGAGCGUCAGCGAACGAAGCGACAAUUGGAGGCACUGCGUCGAUCUCUGCCACUGCUGUUGAUCUGUCGCCUGUUGGCUCUGGCCUAA